AUGGCUUAGAACCAAAUAGUAGGAGCAAUAAAAAUUAAAGAUGGAUUAUUUAUAGGAGAUGAAUUUGCAUCAUAGGUUUAGUAUAGAAUUUAAAAAAGGAUCGAGAAUUUAUAAUAACAAAUAAAGUAACUCAUAUAAUUAAUUGUGCUGGCACAGAAGUACAAAAUAAAUGGACUUAGAUGGGUACAAAGUAUUUAAAUUUUAAUUGGUUAGAAUAAGAUAAUGAAGUAUCAAUUAAAAUUUUGAUUUUUAGGUAUUAUUUGAUGAACGAGGUGAAAAUGUUAAUAAAAUAUUUACAUUCAUUGAAGAAUGUUUUCAAUAAGGGGAGAGUUGUUUGGUACAUUCAGUUAGAGGAUAGAGUAGAGCAUGUUGUGUGCUUGCUGCUUAUUUUAUGAAAAAGUUCGUUAAAUUAUUUAAAUUUUUUAGAUAUUCGUGGACAUUAUAUAAAACAUUAGAAUUUUUGAAUUCUAGACGUCCAGAUCUUGAAAUUCGAGCAUCCUUUUUUUAUUAACUAAAUGCAUUAGAAAAUAAAAUGAAUAAAUUAGGAACUAAAAGAACUGCUUCAUGGAAUGAACUCACAUCAGAUGAAUAAAAUCCUUAGCAUGUUUAAGAGGAAUUGAUUAUUAGAAAUACUUUUUUGAAUUCUCACAAUGGUCCUGUUGAUGAAAUAUAUACUAAUUUAUAAGCUAAAUAGGUAUUAAAGUUUAAUAAAUACAUAAAAGGGAGUCUUGGGAAAACUUACUAAUUAAAAGUUAAAAUGGAAAGAUCAAAUCAAUAAAGAAAAUAUUUAAUUAGCAACUCUUGUUUAUUCAGGUUCUCCUGAUUUUGUGCCUGCUUCUGAAGUUAAUUUAAAACGUGAUUCUGAAACUUCUAUUUUAAAAGUAAAAUUAGAAUUUAAUUAGGGAGCAUAAAAAAACCAAUCCUAAAUCUAAUUACCUAAAUAACCCUUAAUCUAAACUAGCUUUCCAAAAAGUAAUUAAAAUGUAACUCAAGUGAGAUCUGAGAGUAGUAAAUCGUAAUAGCAAGAUUAAAAUGACAUUACAAAUAAGUCUAAUAUAACUUCUGCUAAUUUAACGAGCAACCCUUCAUUUUAAAACUUAUUAAUGCAUUGUGCAGUAAAAAGUAGAACACCAUAACAAUAACAAUAAUAAUAACAAUAAUAAUAACAAUAAUAAUAAUAAUAAUAAUAAUAAUAAUAAUAAUAAUAAUAAUAAUAAUAAUAAUAAUAAUAAUAAUAAUAAUAAUAAUAAUAAUAAUAAUAAUAAUAAUAAUAAUAAUAAUAAUAAUAAUAAUAAUAAUAAAUAAGGAUUGAGCAGAAUAAUAAAAAAAAUUAAUUGAUAAAUAAUUUUGUUAAGAUUUCCGAUAAUCAAAUAUAAGAAUAAUAACCUUUAUUUGGAAAUAUUUUAAAUAAUAAUAAUUAGGUCUUAUAAAACAAUUCUACUGCAAUUAGAAGCAAUUCUUUGUAAUAAAAUGAAGAAAAAAAAUUACCUGUAGAAGCUUAAAAUUAAAAUAGACCAAGCUCUUUAAAAUAAAAAGAUAAUUAGAAUUCCAUCUUAACUAAUUUCUAGGAGUUUAAAAACUAAGUGUAAUAAUCAUUAAAUUAUUUUAAUAAAUAAACUGAAACACUUUUAAAUUUUGACAAAUAAUCAUAAUUAUCACAAGCAACAUAAUUAACAAAUUAAACAAAUAAUACAAUCUAAUAAAAAAGUAAAUUAGAUUAAUUAAUUAGUCCAAUAUAAAUGUAAACAAUGAAUUCCACUAAGCAUUCAGAAAUUCAAAAAACCCUCACUUAAUCCAUUUCUUAAUUAUAGUCUAGUUAUUAAAAAUUUUAGCAACUUUAGCAAAAAUCCUAAAUAAACCAAUCCUAAUCUUAAUCUUGCAUUUAAAAAUAAAAUAUUUAAAAAUCUGAAUUAUGUUUGAUUAAUUAACCUGCUAUGAUAAAUUAAACAAAUUUAUAAGAUAGAAGUUCAUCUUUAAAAAGAAAUUAAGAAACAAUAGAAUCUAAACUUAGGCCUAAUAGUACUGAAAUUAAGGAUUCAUUACAAUCUAAUUGCAUUUAAAAAAAAGAGAGUUUGUCACCCUUUUCAAAAGAUCCUUAUAAAAAAUAAUCUUAAUAAGGACCCCCUUUGCCAUAAUCUAGUUCUCAAAUAUACUUAAGAAAUGUUUAAUGUAGAAGAUAAGCAGCAUCUACAUUGAGGAACUAAUAAAAACCUAAUAAUUCAUUUUAGGAUAAAUACUUAAAUUAAAGUGCUAAUUAAGCAUAAAAUAACAGCUUUAAUAAUAAUAGUAAUUCUGCUAUUGAAACUGAUUAAAAGUAAUAAGCUAAAGGCAUAGUUACAGAUCUCAAUUAAUUUAAGAAAUUAAUAUCACCUUAAAAUUUAACUAAAAGUUAGGCAUAAUUUGUUAAGAAUUAACCAAUCAGAGUUUUAUAAGAAUUGACAGAUAAGACCCAUUCAUAAAAAUAUGUGUAAGAUAUUUUAAAUAUUUUAAAGGAAAACCAAAGAUAAUGUCUCUUCAACAAGCUUUACAUUAGUCCAAAAACCUUCAACAGUAAAUACAAGAACUUUUUCACCCGCUAUUAAAAGUAUUGAAUAUUUUUAAUUAAGAUGAGACUAAAAGCAAGGCAAUUAAUGUUACUAGUGUAAGACACAAAAUUAGAAAUUCUUCUCCAGGUAUAAUAAUUUUAAUAUAUCUUAAGGAAUAACAAAGGAAUAGGAUUAGUCAAAUUCAUUUUAAAACUUAUAAUCAACUUUACAAGGAAAAAAUAGUUGGAAAAUGCUUUGA
This is a messenger RNA of Paramecium primaurelia, 2784 nucleotides long. The record is from the annotation of a GenBank genome assembly. Lineage: Eukaryota; Ciliophora; Oligohymenophorea; Peniculida; Parameciidae.